AGUAGAUUAGUACGGAAUAAAUACUUGUAUAAUGGCUCGCACCAAGCAAACUGCCCGAAAAUCGACCGGUGGCAAAGCGCCUCGCAAGCAGCUGGCUACCAAAGCUGCUCGUAAAAGUGCACCAGCCACCGGUGGUGUAAAAAAGCCACAUCGUUAUCGCCCCGGUACAGUUGCACUUCGUGAGAUCCGCCGCUACCAGAAAAGCACUGAGCUAUUGAUUCGCAAACUGCCAUUCCAGCGUUUGGUUCGUGAGAUAGCUCAGGACUUUAAAACUGAUUUGCGAUUCCAAAGUUCAGCGGUAAUGGCAUUACAGGAAGCUAGCGAAGCCUAUCUGGUUGGUCUUUUUGAAGAUACAAAUUUGUGCGCAAUUCAUGCCAAGCGUGUUACAAUCAUGCCCAAGGACAUUCAAUUGGCCAGACGUAUUCGUGGUGAACGUUUAAAAGAAAUGUCUGAUUCUAUCGUUGCUGUUACAUCGGCCGCCUCUCCGAUUGCCAUUGCACAAGCGGAGAAAAAGGUCACUGUCAAGAAGGCAACUGCCGCCAAAUCGAAAAAAGCUACAGCUCCACCAUCACAUCCGCCAACCCAGCAAAUGGUCGACGCGUCAAUCAAGAAUUUGAAGGAGCGCGGUGGGUCAUCACUUUUGACUGCCGAGAAAAAGACAAAGGAGAAGGCAAAGGCAAAAGACGCAAAGAAAAGUGGUACAGUUAAGGCAAAAUCAACUACAUCGAAGCCUAAAUCGAGUGCUGUAAAACCAAAAACUCCAAAGGCCAAAACUACUACUACUAGUGCCAAGCCAAAGAAGACAGCAUCGGCACCGAAAAAACCAAAGGCUGCAGCUUCCGCCAAAAAGAAAAUGUCUGGUCGUGGUAAAGGUGGUAAAGUAAAGGGAAAGGCAAAGUCGCGUUCGAAUCGAGCUGGCCUUCAAUUCCCAGUUGGCCGUAUCCACCGCCUGCUUCGCAAGGGUAACUAUGCUGAACGUGUUGGUGCCGGCGCUCCUGUUUACCUGGCUGCUGUUAUGGAAUAUUUAGCCGCUGAAGUUCUGGAGUUGGCUGGCAAUGCAGCACGCGAUAAUAAAAAGACGCGCAUAAUUCCACGUCACCUGCAACUGGCUAUUCGUAAUGACGAGGAGUUAAACAAGCUCCUCUCGGGCGUAACCAUUGCUCAGGGUGGUGUUCUACCUAACAUCCAGGCGUACGGAAUAAAUACUUGUAUAAUGGCUCGCACCAAGCAAACUGCCCGAAAAUCGACCGGUGGCAAAGCGCCUCGCAAGCAGCUGGCUACCAAAGCUGCUCGUAAAAGUGCACCAGCCACCGGUGGUGUAAAAAAGCCACAUCGUUAUCGCCCCGGUACAGUUGCACUUCGUGAGAUCCGCCGCUACCAGAAAAGCACUGAGCUAUUGAUUCGCAAACUGCCAUUCCAGCGUUUGGUUCGUGAGAUAGCACAGGACUUUAAAACUGAUUUGCGAUUCCAAAGUUCAGCGGUAAUGGCAUUACAGGAAGCUAGCGAAGCCUAUCUGGUUGGUCUUUUUGAAGAUACAAAUUUGUGCGCAAUUCAUGCCAAGCGUGUUACAAUCAUGCCCAAGGACAUUCAAUUGGCCAGACGUAUUCGUGGUGAACGUGCAUAAGUUGAAAUUUCAGCGCUUCAUUUUCCAAAUUAUAAAAUCAAUAAUCGGUCCUUUUCA
This is a messenger RNA of Scaptodrosophila lebanonensis, 1681 nucleotides long. RefSeq lists its product as uncharacterized. The coding region runs from base 32 to 1624 and encodes 530 amino acids. The record is from RefSeq and is a predicted model, not a curated record. Gene Ontology annotation, molecular function: protein heterodimerization activity; structural constituent of chromatin; DNA binding. Gene Ontology annotation, cellular component: nucleosome. The transcript has 5 exons. NCBI's taxonomy places the organism in Eukaryota, Metazoa, Arthropoda, Insecta, Diptera, Drosophilidae. Gene Ontology annotation, biological process: nucleosome assembly.